Penicillium waksmanii is the source of this 924-nucleotide messenger RNA. RefSeq lists its product as uncharacterized. The transcript has a single exon. NCBI's taxonomy places the organism in Eukaryota, Fungi, Ascomycota, Eurotiomycetes, Eurotiales, Aspergillaceae. The coding region runs from base 1 to 924 and encodes 307 amino acids. The record is from RefSeq and is a predicted model, not a curated record.
AUGAACCUCCUUCUCUUGUUGUGUCUCUGUGCGACACUAUGUCUCGCACUGCCAAUUCAAUUUGUCCUUAUCGGUGAUACACCUACUAUUCGCCUGCGUUCAAAUUCUCCCAGUGAAACUAUUAAGCCAAAGCCCGUCAUGACAGCCGAAGAGCAAGAGUUUUCUCCCAAGCCGACUUUCCGCGAGUACGUGGAGCGUCUCCGUUUGGGCAGGCCGUCAUCCGCCAAAGGACCCAGUCCGGAUGCAAAGUGGCCGGCGGGAUCAGAAUCCCAGAAUCAAGAAGAUGAGGUAUCUUUCUUUGGAAGAAAAUACGGCCUCCUGCUGAGCAGCUCGAGUCAAUCGAAUAAAGGCGAGCACGAGCAGCAACGUCAAGCCUCUUCGUCUUCGCCCUCCCGGCGAUAUGGUGUAUUCCUGGACAAAGUCAGCAAAUUUGUCGAACUGCAUGGCCCAAAAUAUCACUCCAUCGCAUCAAAUCCGUCAGCAAGCCUCCACUCAGAGCCAGACUCCUCACUUGGCCGUCUCUAUGGGACGUUCCUGGGUGGCAUGGACACUUUAAUGCCAUCCGAAAAUCACCCAAAGAAUGCGCUCGCAAAAUCCAGAUUGCGGAAGUAUGGCUCCUGCAACUCUUCGAAGCCCAUUGCCUCCUACCUCAAUCCGUCAGAGUUACUUGACCUCCUCGACGCUCAUGGUCCGGAAUGCGUCGCUGUGGCUAUCUUCGUUCUUUUCCCUCUCGCCUAUCUCGUCCUCGAGUUAUUUGAGCGGAUCCUCAAAUGCUGCACUCACGAGAAGUACCCAGAGCGUGGUCGUGAUCGUGUCCGGCUCGUAGGUCCGGAGAGACAGCUUCGGGCGUGGAGUAAUAGACAGAGGGAGAUUGUUCUCGAGGAGAAGCAAUGGUGGUCGCCCCGGCAGAUACGAUCAAGAUAA